CGACGACGAGACGAUCGUGACGCGUGUCUGUCGCAGACACGAAAACGCAUUGCAACUGUAUCCACCACGUAAGGAUCUCGAUCGACAAGCGCGUUUAAUAGUUACAUCCAUACAGAACGCGAUAAAACGAAUUAUAAUCGGUUGACCGGCUGUACGGGUGCGAUUUCGCCGCACUGCAUCUCAGACCGAACUCGAAAAGGUCUCACGCCCGGAUGCGACGCUGCCGGUGCAUCUGCAGCUGCGGUGUUAUUAUAAAUAAUAAUUUUAAUAUUAACGGUAUAAUCGCAGUGGACUGCAUCGCGACGAUGACGUGCGCGUUUCACUAAACGGUUGUCAGGUGCAGCGCGCCAACAACGACGACGCUCGCCGGCCAUCGCAUGUCGUACAUGUCGCCGAGGGACGUCGUGGGCGUCCGCGCCGCCGGCAGCAUCAGCCUGUCGCCCGGCAGUUGUAUGGAAGCUCUCAGCGAGAGUUCAGCGUCAAGCGCAGCGGCCGCGGCGGGCGGAUCCGUCACCGUGUCCGACUUCCUGCAGACCAAGCGCAGCCUGUCGUUCUCGUCCGAACAGGUUUCGUGCAUGUGUGAAGCCCUCCAGCAGUCCGGUGACGUGGACAGGCUGGCCAGGUUUCUGUGGUACCUGCCACCGAGUGAACUGCUCCGUGGCCAAGAGACCGUCCUCCGGGCCAGGGCCCUAGUGGCGUUUCACAGGAACGCAUUUCACGAGCUGUAUGCCAUACUGGAGAGCCAGAGCUUCGACUCGAGGCACCACUUGCAGCUCCAGCAAUUGUGGUUCAAGGCUCACUAUCUGGAAGCGGAAAAGAUCCGCGGCCGAUCGUUAGGCGCUGUGGACAAGUAUCGGCUGCGCAAGAAAUAUCCGCUGCCGAAGACCAUAUGGGACGGCGAGGAGACUGUGUACUGUUUCAAAGAGAAGUCGAGGAACGCACUGAAGGACUGUUACUUGAAGAACAGAUACCCAACACCGGACGAGAAACGCGAGCUGGCCCGGCGGACGGGUCUGACGCUCACGCAAGUCAGCAACUGGUUCAAGAAUCGGAGGCAGCGUGACAGGACGCCCCAGCAGCACAGUGAUUUGCUGAGUAUAGGCAGUUCCGAUAGCAGAAACUAUGAAAUGGCUGAUGUGCACGGUGUCAAGUCCAUGUGUUACCAAAGCGUGGCCUCGUCCACAGGUGGUGGGAAAAUGAGUUCUGUGGUGGCAGCCGCGGCUCUCAAGUCCGCCACGGGCACGGUGGUGGCCGGAUACCCAUCGUCCGACACGGAAAUGUUUGCGUCCGACUAUCCGUCACACCACCUCCAUCACCAUCACCAUCAUCCCCACCAACACCAUUACAGCAACAACAACAAUAACAUAAACAACAAUAACAACAAUCAUCUCAGUCUCCUUUACCACAAUCACCAUCACCAAAUGCUCCAGCCCAUACCACAAACUUCGGCCGCCUCGCAUUCAUAAUGAAUUUAUGAUUAUUAAUUAUUAUAAUAUAUAUUAUGUAUAGGUACUAGUUAGCUAUAAUUAUAGCAGUACCCUACCUUAUAAUAUUUUUUAGGUAUUAAUAGGUAUAUAUUAUGCAAAACGAAAAAUACAAAAUGGCAUAAAUUGUAUA
Acyrthosiphon pisum (pea aphid) is the source of this 1617-nucleotide messenger RNA. Its product is annotated as homeobox protein SIX6. The transcript is spliced from 3 exons. Gene Ontology annotation, cellular component: transcription regulator complex; nucleus. Gene Ontology annotation, molecular function: DNA-binding transcription factor activity, RNA polymerase II-specific; RNA polymerase II cis-regulatory region sequence-specific DNA binding. Gene Ontology annotation, biological process: regulation of transcription by RNA polymerase II. Bases 378 to 1466 code for a protein of 362 amino acids. The record is from RefSeq and is a predicted model, not a curated record. Lineage: Eukaryota; Metazoa; Arthropoda; Insecta; Hemiptera; Aphididae.